Molecule: messenger RNA, 1144 nt
Organism: Durio zibethinus
Lineage: Eukaryota; Viridiplantae; Streptophyta; Magnoliopsida; Malvales; Malvaceae
Source: RefSeq, a predicted model, not a curated record
CUACAGGAAGAGUAGAAGGAUGAGAACGAGAGUGUUCUUCAUACUGCAUUGAGUUGUGAUGACAUCCUAUGCAAUAUCCUUCUCCAAUUGCCACCAGAAUCUAUUUCGAAGGUCAUUAUGUAUCAAAGAGGCGGCUUCACUUGACAUGCAGCUCUUCUUUUCGUCACGGUUAUUUGAGAAGAUGGAGAGUAGAUUUUAACCUAUUAGGAUUUUUUGUGUGCAAUUCCUUGUACCUUGGAGGAUCUGAAGGUGGUGCUCGUCGCCCAUGUUCAGAACCUGCUCUUCCAUUGCUAUCUACUAGUAGAGAGGGUGAUUAUAUGAAGUUUUCUGGGAUCCUUAAACUGCUUGGUUACUUGAUUGACUCUUCCAAUGGCCUUCUUCUUUGCGGUCGCCACCCUAAGGCCUAUUAUGUAUGGGAUCCUGUCACCAAGCAACAACAUAAACUACCUUGUCCUCGGGUGUACUUUAAGGAGUUGUGCAUGGCAUUCAUUGUUGAAAACUCCCCCGAUGAUGAUAUUAGCAACAGGGUUGAUCGGGCAAAAUGUGAAAGCAGAUUUAAUGAAAUCAACAUUGUUACCAUUGAAACUUUCUCUUCAAAGACCAGUACAUGGAGUUAUUCUAAGCUCAAAUGUUCUUCAAUUAUAUCUCUAUCUCCUUGGACUUCAGGUACUGUGAUUGGAGGCUUUAUCCACCGGCAUGCAGCCCAAGGGAAUGUAGCUAUUUAUGACCCAGACAAUCAAGAGAACCAUGUUGCUUUGGUCAAACUCCCAGGGACAUUUGAUUUUGAUGAGCAAGUUCUUGAGGAGUCUUCAGACGGGUGUCUACAGUACGGUUGGAGCUGCAAAUCAGGCCAGGAGAUAUGGGUUCUUGAAAAGGAUUUAUGUGGUUAUACAUCCUUAUUCUCAAGUGACAAACAGUCAAAUGUUAAUUGGAGCUUGAGAUAUAAGUUGAAUUUCUAAAUAAUGUGGAGGAAGAAUCCAACAGUUGCAAUUAAAUGUAGUACACGGUCCAAAGAAACUGAAAUAUUGUCGUUUCUUCCACAAAAUUCUGAGUCAGUCUUCAUUAGAUCAGGAUCAAACAUAUUUCUUUAUCACUGAGAGUGAAAGGGUGGAAGUGAUUCAGUACCAAGGUCGUAGAUCUUCUA